This is a messenger RNA of Clonostachys rhizophaga, 510 nucleotides long. The record is from the annotation of a GenBank genome assembly. Lineage: Eukaryota; Fungi; Ascomycota; Sordariomycetes; Hypocreales; Bionectriaceae.
AUGUUUGAGGUCGAGCUUGGGUUUGUCUUGAUUGAACAGGCCGGAGCUGGAUGUUGGGAGUCCGACGAGCACGGGGUGGAACCACCGGAUGCGAAUUGGAUCUGGGGACAGCGGUUGUUGGUGAUGGCGUCCAAGCUUGGGAUUGAGGCUGGAUCUGCGGCCGAGUCUGUGUCUGCACACUGGCUCCAGAUGAAACAUGAAGACUUUGCAGAGGCUGAGGUGGUCCCUGAGGAGGUGGUCCCUGAGGCUGAGGUAGUCCCUGGGGUCGAGGUAGUCCCUGAGGUUGAGCUAGCACUGGACAGAAAGACUGGACCAGACCGUGGGAGUGAAUCUGAGACUGCGGUCCCGCCAAUUCCUGAAUUUGUGUCGGAAAACGGGGUUGUAGCUGAGGUUGAGGCUGGGUAUGGUGCUGGGCUGACAUAUCUAGCCAAGGUUGACUAUGAGCUUGGAAUUGUAUCCCAGAUUGGGGAUGAGAUUGGUCUCGAAAUUGAGAGUUUGAGUGAAUAUUAG